Molecule: messenger RNA, 1718 nt
Organism: Anopheles stephensi (Asian malaria mosquito)
Lineage: Eukaryota; Metazoa; Arthropoda; Insecta; Diptera; Culicidae
Product: myophilin
Exons: 3
Coding region: 233-742 (169 amino acids)
Biological process (GO): actomyosin structure organization
Molecular function (GO): actin binding
Source: RefSeq, a predicted model, not a curated record
AUUCGCCUACCCGUGGUCGAACCGGCACAGUCUAGCGCAAGUCGGCGUACCGCGAGCAUCUUCGAUCACAAGUUGCCGAGAAGCGGUGCACAUCCCGUGCUGGGUAUUUCUACACCUGCUGUCUACCAAGCGUGUCUGUGUGUGUGUCCGUUGUUGAAGUGUGUUCGCGCUUACCUGCUGUGACGUGUGAUAGUUUAUCUACGAUCAAUCAACCGUAUCAAUCAAAGCUAAAAUGGCGCCCCGCAACAAGGAACAGGAAGCCGAAGUGCUGCAGUGGAUCAGCGAUGUGCUGGGCGAAAAGUUGCCGCCCGGUGCGUACGAGGACGUCCUGAAGGAUGGUGUGGUGCUGUGCAAGCUGAUCAACAAGAUGGCGCCGGGCUCGGUGAAGAAGAUCCAGGAGCGUGGCACCAACUUCCAGCUGAUGGAAAACAUUCAGCGCUUCCAGGCCGCGAUCAAGAAGUACGGUGUGCCGGAGGAGGAAAUCUUCCAGACGGCGGACCUGUUCGAGCGCCGCAACAUCCCGCAGGUGACGCUCUGUCUGUACUCGCUCGGAAGAAUUACCCAAAAGCAUCCGGAAUACAAUGGACCGACCCUUGGUCCCAAGAUGGCGGACAAGAACGAGCGUAACUUCUCCGAGGAACAGCUGCGGGCUCAUCACGGCGAGCUGAACCUGCAGAUGGGCUACAACAAAGGUGCCUCCCAGGCCGGGUGUGGUUCGUUCGGCAACUCGCGCCACAUGUAGAUAGCCGGCAGCACCGUAAGCGGUUCCUGCUGUCAUGCGCCAAACGGAACUGACUUUGCUUUAGUGUAUCCGGAGAGUAUUCGUCUAUAUAACUUAUCGUGUUUUCUUUAUGUACAAAAACAAAAAAAAAGCCAAAACAAACACUCAUUCGCGCUCUUCUAUUUCCAUCCAUCCAUUCACGCUUCGAGUACGCGGAGACACGCGAUUGUCCGCCUCGUACGGGUGGGUUUUGGCCUCCGCCAAACGGGCGUUAGCGUUACAGAAAAUUCAUCUUCGUGGAUUCGUCAUUUGUGUGCAUCAUUGCUAUUUUUAGGAAGGUUUUUUACAACAACAACAACAACAAAAACACACACUCACGAAAACAUAUCGCCCAGUCCCGUCAGCCGGUAGUACUAAUCGUGCUGCUCGUUCGUAUGACGGUUGCGUCCGCAACCUAUGACACCUACGCGCCGUAAUCUAACCUUCACAUUAGGGACGUAGCAGGAGGGCAAAUCUAUUAUAUUCUCCUUAAAACACACACACACGCGUGCGCGAUAAUCUCAUACUUCAUCAACACUCAUCGGAACCUUAAUCACUCGCCAUUAAGUGCGUUAGGCCAAACACAACAGCAACGACAAGAUGUUCUGUGUCAGAAUGCAGUUGCCAUUGCAACAAUAAUAAGGUCAAUGUGUGUGUGUGUGUGUUGUAGAUGUGUUUUUUCUGUGUUUGCGCUUUCACUUGCGGUACUAAUAUGUCUAAUCGCCUCUUCGUGUAGCAAUCAACGAUGUAUUAUAAAAUGGCGUACCGGGCUACAAAUAAAUAUUAUGUGACACUAAAUCGUGCGUUGUUUUGGCUAAUUCACUCUGACGGUGAGGACUGACAAUCGAGCGGCGUGAUAUCAAAAUAGGCCAUAUAUAACAGGCAUGACCCCCUAAAGAGGUUGUUAAGUCAGGUAGAAUAAGCGGAACAUCUGCGAAUAAAAUCGAAACAUCUUGGA